ACGAGUUUGGUAGACCUAUAAAUAAGAACUUGAAAAUUUGGUUUGACGCAGUCAACUUUUCUUCGUCUGGUCGACAAUAAGCAAGACGUCUGAAACACUUGUGAUAUCUUACUGACCAAACUACAUGAAUAACUGAAGAUGUUUUCCCUGUGUAUUGCCGCCGCUGUUGUGUUGUUCUUCCCUCUCGUUCCUGCCCAGCGGAGCGUUGUGCGUCUUCGAUCCCAAAAUUACCCCGAUUAUACUUGGGGACUUCAUCCUAACGGCGACGCAUACAUCAAGCAAGGCUUCAGCGGAAAUGUUUUCAAUAUUGUCCCAGGGUUAACCGGACAACCAGGUACAGUGUCCUUCAACUCCGUGGACUACCCGUGCUCCUAUCUCCGGCACUAUGGAUAUUUUGUUAACCUUGAAAGUUCAAAGAACCCAAGGAACGCUCACAUCUUCGACAAGGACGCCACGUUCUACCCUCGACCUAACAGAUUUAUCCCAGGGUAUACGGCCUACGAGUCGGUGAACUACCCUGGGUACUUCAUCCGCCAUGCUGGCUACAGACUGCAGAUACGUAGAGACGACGGCUCUCUCCUGUUUAAGAGGGAUGCCAGUUUCAAACCUGAGAUAAUUGAUUUACUGGAAAGGUGCCACACUUAAGCCUUUACUAUCCCAAAGACAAAGACGUUUGAUAUACGUCCAAAUAAAAUGCCGCAUUCAGUGAAAUAUGGAGACAUUUGAGGACAAUUAAUACUUUUCAUGCUUGAGUAAUUUUAAAAUGCUAGUAACUCGAUAAUAAAUGCGGAAACUAAGGAAA
Molecule: messenger RNA, 802 nt
Organism: Lingula anatina
Lineage: Eukaryota; Metazoa; Brachiopoda; Lingulata; Lingulida; Lingulidae
Biological process (GO): L-arabinose metabolic process
Molecular function (GO): alpha-L-arabinofuranosidase activity
Source: RefSeq, a predicted model, not a curated record